This is a messenger RNA of Nanorana parkeri, 1664 nucleotides long. RefSeq names its product cytochrome P450 3A9-like. The transcript is spliced from 13 exons. The record is from RefSeq and is a predicted model, not a curated record. Gene Ontology annotation, molecular function: oxidoreductase activity, acting on paired donors, with incorporation or reduction of molecular oxygen, reduced flavin or flavoprotein as one donor, and incorporation of one atom of oxygen; heme binding; steroid hydroxylase activity. NCBI's taxonomy places the organism in Eukaryota, Metazoa, Chordata, Amphibia, Anura, Dicroglossidae. Bases 122 to 1621 code for a protein of 499 amino acids.
CACAGGAAGUUGCACUAAGGAACUGAAAAGUAGCUAUACAAUAUACUUGGAUACAGGAAACAAAGGGACGUAGAAGUUAAAGCAAGCUGACAUUCAGGACAGGCGAAGUCAUAGCAGAAGCAUGAACUUAAUCCCAAGCUUCUCUUCAGAGACCUGGAUCCUGCUAGCUGUAUUUUGGGUUCUCUUCUUAAUUUACGGCGUCUGGCCUUAUGGAGUAUUUAAGAAGCUGGGAGUACCUGGCCCUUUUCCACUUCCAUAUAUUGGAACAUUUCUGGAAUAUAGAAAGGGUGUGGCACAGUAUGAUAUGGAAUGCUUUAAAAAAUAUGGAAAAUUAUGGGGACUGUAUGAUGGAAGACAAGCAGUUCUUGCAAUUCUAGACCCUGUUAUAAUAAAAACCAUUUUGGUAAAAGAGUGCUACACUAAUUUCACAAACAGACGGAAUUUUGGUCUUAAUGGCCCCUUUGACUCAGCCCUCACAAUUGCUGAGGAUGACCAGUGGAAAAGGAUUCGUACAGUGCUCUCACCUACUUUUACUAGCGGGAAGCUGAAGGAGAUGUUCCAGAUAAUGAAGGACUAUUCUAACACACUGGUCAAGAACAUACAAGUUUAUGUUGACAAAGAUGAGCCAUGUCCAAUGAAGGAUGUUUUGGGAGCUUACAGUAUGGAUGUUGUCACCAGCAGUUCCUUUGGUGUGCAUGUCGAUUCUUUAAACAAGCCAAAUGACCCUUUUGUUACAAAGACCAAGCAGCUUCUAAAGUUGGGAUUAUUCAGCCCUUUGCUUAUAUUUGUAGUUCUUUUUCCAUUCAUUCGUCCUGUCCUGGAGUGGAUGAACGUCUCCUUGUUUCCAGAAGACUUUCUGAAUUUCUACAUGAAUGCUAUUACUAGAUUCAAGGAGAAGCGCCAGAAAGAAGACCACUCAGGGGUGGACUUCCUACAGCUCAUGCUGGAUUCAAGGACAGAAGACAUUAAUGAUACGAACAAAGAACAAAAAGCACUGACAGAUUCAGAAAUAAUGGCCCAAUCUGUUGUUUUUAUACUCGCUGGAUAUGAGACCACUAGUUCGACACUGACCAGUCUAUUUUAUAACCUGGCAACACAUCCUGAUGUACAACAAAAACUUCAGGAGGAAGUUGACUUAUAUCUGCCCAACAAGGCCAGCCCCACCUAUGACAUUCUGAUGCAAAUGGAAUAUCUGGAUAUGGUGAUUCAGGAAACUCUCCGCAUGUACCCUCCUGCGGGAAGAGUGGAGAGGGUAUCAAAGAAAACUGUUGAAAUCAAUGGUGUUACCAUACCAAGAGGGAUGGUCUGUAUGAUCCCAGCAUAUGUGUUGCAUAACGAUCCAGAAUACUGGCCAGAGCCCGAGGAGUUCCGGCCUGAAAGGUUUAGCAAGGAAAACAGAGAAAAUCAUACUCCAUACACCUUCCUGCCCUUUGGAGAUGGACCCCGAAACUGCAUUGGAAUGAGAUUUGCUAUGCUAAGCAUGAAAGUAGCAACGGCUGCCAUCCUCCAGCACUUCAUCUGUCGACCCUGUAAAGCCACUAUGAUCCCUAUGGAGUUGAGCACUCAAGGUUUCAUGCAGCCCAAGAAGCCAAUUAUUUUAAAAUUUGUAUCUCGAGCUUGAAGAGGGAACAGCUGGAUUCAGAAUGUGUCAUCUAACUGUACAU